Messenger RNA from Mugil cephalus (flathead mullet), 2060 nucleotides. RefSeq names its product Usher syndrome 1Gb (autosomal recessive) (gene ush1gb). Gene Ontology annotation, biological process: sensory perception of sound; equilibrioception; sensory perception of light stimulus. NCBI's taxonomy places the organism in Eukaryota, Metazoa, Chordata, Actinopteri, Mugiliformes, Mugilidae. Gene Ontology annotation, molecular function: protein binding. The record is from RefSeq and is a predicted model, not a curated record. The transcript has 3 exons. Bases 412 to 1848 code for a protein of 478 amino acids.
AGAUGAGAAAUAAAAGAAGACAUAUUUCAAGAAAUAGAAGCAAAUUUAUAACUAAGAGGUCACAAUAAUAGCAUUUUAUAAAUUAAAGGUAUUAAAUGCAAUAUAUAUAUAAAACUAGCUUUAAAUCUAAAAAUAAAUGAGUAAAAAACAUGAAAUAAUGCAUUAAAUCUGCUCAUGUCUCAGUGAGUCGAGGGGGCGUGUCGUGACGUCAUCACAUCUCCGCCCCCUUCCCCCCGUCAGUCGGACACGCCUCCAGCUCGUCUCCUAGCAACCAGCUGCUCAGCCGCUCCGAGCCGCUGCAGGCCCGUCCGGACCUGGAGGGACUGGGACCGGGACUCGACCCUGUGACCCCCCCUCCUCCGGUAACUUCCAUGGGACCGAGCUCGGAGUGAGGGAGCCCGAGGAGCCGCCAUGAACGACCGGUAUCACCGGGCGGCCCGGGACGGCUACCUGGACGUCCUGAAGGAGGCCACACGGAAGGAGCUGAACGCCCCGGACGAGGAUGGGAUGACACCGACGUUAUGGGCCGCGUACCACGGCAACCUGGAGGCGCUCCGGCUCAUCGUGGGGAGAGGAGGUGACCCGGACAAAUGUGACAUCUGGGGCAACACGCCGCUUCACCUGGCAGCUGCCAACGGCCACCACAACUGCCUGUCCUUCCUGGUGGCUUUCGGUGCCAACGUGUGGUGUCUGGACAACGACUACCACACUCCGCUGGACAUGGCCGCCACCAAGGGCCACAUGGACUGCGUUCGCUACCUGGACUCCAUCGCUGCCAAGCAGAUCACCCUCAACCCGAAGCUGGUGAGCAAACUCAAGGACCGGGCGUUUCGGGCGGCGGAGCGUCGCAUCAAGGAUUGCGCGAAGCUCCAGAGGAAGCACCGCGAACGCAUGGAGAGGAAGUUCAUGAAAGAGUCAGCGGCUUUGGACAACCUGGACGCUAUUAGCUUUUCGAGCUACACCAGCAGCAGCACGCUGAGCCGGAAGUUCAACACCGUCACCUCCAACAUGCCAUACUCUCAGGCCACUCUGCAUUCGACAAGCAAGGGUAAGGCCAAGAUACAGAAGAAGCUUGAGAAGAAGAAGCAGGUUGACGGAACGUUCAAGAUCUAUGAGGACGGGAGGAAAAGCGUGCGCUCACUGUCUGGUCUGCAGCUCGGGAACGACGUCAUGUUCCUGAAACAGGGCACCUACGCCAACCCCAGGGAGCGGUCGCGCCUCAACAUCCGAGACAUGUUCCCCCGUGACCAUGACGACGACGACGCCGACAACAUCUCCCGUGCCAUGAGCGACCCGGGUCUCCACGAGGCCGCCUACUCCGAGAUCAGCGCCGACUCCGGACGCGACUCCCUUUUCACCCGGCCGGGCCUCGGCACCAUGGUGUUCAGGAGGAACUAUAUGAGCGGCGGCCUGUUUGGGAUCGGGGCUCGGGACGAAGGGAGCGUCGUGGGGAGCGAACCCAUCGGCCGGGCGCCUAACGUCCGACUGCGUGGACACCUCCCUCAGCGGCUGUCCAGCUUCGACGAGGACAGCAUCGGCAGCGCCUUGAGUCUACAAGAGAGGAACCUGCAGGAGCUGCCUUGGGAGGAGGCCGACGUGGAGCUGGACGCAGACUUGGAGCCAGAGAACAGUCCUCUGGAGACGUUUCUGGCCUCUCAGAGCCUCAGUGAGUUUAUCGCCAUCUUCAGGAGGGAGAAGAUCGACCUGGAGGCUUUGUUGCUUUGUUCAGAUAAGGACCUUUCCAGCAUCCACAUCCCUUUAGGACCCAGGAAAAAGCUGCUGGACGCCUGCAAGAGACGCCUGGACACUCUGGAUGAACCCGAGGCCAUCGAAGACACUGAGCUCUGAGACCUAGCAUGUCCUCAUUUUGUCAUAUUUAGUUUUUGCCUGCAUUAGCAUGGCCUUUAGGUGAUAUUUACUGGGGGGAAACGAGAACUGACUGACCAUGUUAACCCUACAUCAUAGGCCUUCAACAGGGGGCGCAAAUAUCGGUUGAUUAGACUUUUUCUUUUUCUCCAAACUUGAAAUUAGUUUAAAUGCACAUUAACAUGAAUCGGACA